Messenger RNA from Cutaneotrichosporon oleaginosum, 1069 nucleotides. RefSeq lists its product as uncharacterized. NCBI's taxonomy places the organism in Eukaryota, Fungi, Basidiomycota, Tremellomycetes, Trichosporonales, Trichosporonaceae. The record is from RefSeq and is a predicted model, not a curated record. Gene Ontology annotation, cellular component: Ctf18 RFC-like complex. Gene Ontology annotation, biological process: mitotic sister chromatid cohesion.
CUUCAUCCUCCAUCCUCCAGCUACUCUCUGCGCGCCUGCAUCAUGCGCAUUCAUCUCCCUCUGCACCCGCACCACUUCGCAAAGCCUGCUGCCGGCGGGCCACUGGCCGAGAUCGGCGGCGAGCUCGUCGUAAUCGAACUGCAGGGGGAGCUGAGCUGGGAGGGCGAGCAGGCGGGCGGCGUUGUCGGCGUGUUGGGCCUGGACCGGCCAGACCGCCCGACACUCCAUAUCGGCGCGCACCACCUUCUGCACGGCAAGAUCGCUACGCUGCCGAAACCGUACGCCGUGAUCCGACGUGCGGCAGCGCCCACGGCCGAGGGGACACUGGAGGGCGACGCGGAGGAAGAGGAAAGUGACGCCGAGCACGAGGAGGAGCGGGAGAAGCGGCCCGCAGUCGGCGGGGGGGCCGGAGGGGAGGAAGCGGAAGAGGAAGAUGAGCCCCCACUCUUUCCCGAGGAAGAUGAGCCACCGCUCUUCCCCGAACAAGUGGUGCCGCCGCUGCCACCCAGCUCGCCGCUCAGCUUCCAUCCCUCGAGCGCGCACGACUACUCAUCAGACCUGGAGAGCUCGCCCGUUGCGCGGCUGGGCAUGCUCCCGUCCGAGGCUGACGAUGCGGAGGAGACGGAGGAGGAGCGCAAGCGGGCGCGUGAGGAGGAGCGAGCUGCGCGCGAGCGGGAGGAGCGACACCGCGCACGGCGGCGGGCGGCCCGUCCGGAGCGUACGCGACACUAUGAGGUCGUGGGGGUGGUGCGGAAGAAGAUUGUGUUCGCACUACGACCUGAACCGCUCGUCCAGCCCACACAGCUGCCUGAGUAGCAUAAUAGAGAUCCAUGACCGACACGCAUCACUGUACUAUAUCAUGUUUCAUUUCACUAUGGCCUGCCUGGUACAGGCCGAUACCGAGACACUGAGUUUAUGUUGAAUCAUCGUCCCCUGCCUCGCGCUUACUCCAGCCGCUCCGUUCCAACUGCUCUGCGAAGCUAAUAGUAGCGAUAGCCCUGCUGGGGAUAGCCGUACGCCUGCGGCGAAUAGUACCCCUGCGCGUACUGGACCUGAUUGGGAUCACGGU